Messenger RNA from Formica exsecta, 1597 nucleotides. Its product is annotated as protein ALP1-like. NCBI's taxonomy places the organism in Eukaryota, Metazoa, Arthropoda, Insecta, Hymenoptera, Formicidae. The transcript has 2 exons. Bases 27 to 1133 code for a protein of 368 amino acids. The record is from RefSeq and is a predicted model, not a curated record.
AGCGAGGUGCGAAGCUAGCUUAGCGGAUGGAACUGACAAUAAUUUGUGCGCUGCUCCUAAAAAAAAAUUGUUAUAAAAUGGACGCUGUGCGCAGGAAAAGUUUAGGAGCACUUUCUCUUUUAUUAAUUUUAGAAGUGGAAAGAAAGCGUCAUGAAACACGACAAAGAAGAUCUUGGACGAAAAAAUGGUUGGCGAGAAGAACGGAGAAUAAUCGUGGAGUUUUUAAUAUGUUGUUUGAAGAACUAGGGCCUGAGGAUCCAAGGUCAUUCCGGAAUUACACGCGGAUGGAUGAAGAAGUUCUGGAAGAAUUGUUAGCUGCAAUUACACCGCUUAUACAAAAGCAAGACACCGUCAUGAGAGAAGCAAUUACCCCACGCAAUAGGCUUGCAGCUACAUUGCGUUUUCUUGCCACAGGCAACACAUUUGUUGAUUUGUCUUAUUCGAUUCGGAUUGCUCACAAUACCUUAUCGCGCUUAAUAAUUGAAACUCUAAAAGCAAUUGUGAUCGUGUUAGAAGGGAAGGUAUUGAUAUGUCCUUCAACCUCUUCAGAGUGGGAAGCUUCCGCAGGACAAUUUCAUGCACAGUGGCAAUUUCCUCAUUGCAUAGGAGCUCUGGACGGCAAACAUGUAAAUUUCAGACCACCAAGAGCUGAUAGGUCUUUCUACCGUAAUUAUAAAAACAUAGACAGUAUCAUUUUGCUUGCCCUUGUAAAUGCGAACUAUCAAUUUUUAUUUGUGGACAUUGGUUGGAAUGGACGCAUGCAUGACUCUUCUGUGUUUCAAAAAAGUGUCUUCUCCCAACAUCUUUCUUCUGGUGCACUAAAUUUACCAACACCACAUCCCCUGCCUGGAGGAAAUGUGUCUUUACCAUAUGUGAUUGUAGCUGACGAUGCUUUUCCAUUGAAAUCGAACAUUAUAAAGCCAUACCCUGGACGUAACCUGACUUAUGAUCAAAAAAUAUUUAAUUAUAGAUUGAGUAGAGCACGCAGAGUUGUAGAAAAUGCCUUUGGCAUACUGGUCAACCGCUUUCGCAUUAUGUUGAAUAUUAUUCCUCUUUCUGUGGAAAAGAUGGAGCUAAUAGUUUACACAUGUUGUCUGCUCCAUAAUUUUUUGAUUCAACGUAAUGUUCAGUAGUAUAUUUCUGCAGAACGUCUACAAGAAUGUGUACAGUCAAAUUUACAAAGUGUGCAACAGCAGAGUGGGAAUCAUGCUAUAAACAAGAUCAUGUCAACUUUAUCACGUGAUCUAGUCGCUAGUUCUCAUUGGCUAAUAUAGUGCCUAGCAGCAAAACACGCAGAGAAAAUAGCACUCGUUCUAUCACGUAAAACCGUCAGCACUGCACGCAGCGCUAUUCGCAGCAAGCAACUUUUCUCGCUGCGUAGCCUGCACGGUGGCUGGCAGAGCUCCUCGCAAGUAAACUUGCACGAAAAAUCGCAUCGUGGGAAACUAGCUUUACAUAUGUCCAUUUAAAAAAUCGCAUUGACCUUUAAUUAAUAAUUCCUCUUUCAUUCAGCAACGCAGAAAAAAAUGGUUCAGGACUUUCCGACUCAUUUUUCAUUCAGAAAUAGCGCUACGUAAUUCGUGAGCGCGAAUUAUGA